GGGAACAGGCGUGCGCCUCGCGGAGGAGGCCGAGCAUCCUCCACCGCCGCUCAGCCCCGGCCUCCGCCGCCGCCUGCUCCCGGGCGCGCGCGGGGUGGGCGGGGUCGCGCCUGGUCCCUGCACCUGCACCUGCACCUGCCCUUCAUGGCCACCGUCGGGGCGGGCGCGCGGGGCACCUUUGGAGCCUGGGACUAUGGGGUCUUCGCGCUCAUGCUCCUCGUGUCCAUGGGCAUCGGGCUGUGGGUGGGGCUGGCGGGGGGCGGACAGCGCAGCGCGGAGGACUUCUUCACGGGGGGCCGGCGCCUGGCCGCCCUGCCCGUCGGCCUCUCGCUGGCCGCCAGUUUCAUGUCGGCCGUGCAGGUGCUGGGCGUCCCCGCGGAGGCCUACCGCUACGGCCUCAAGUUCCUCUGGAUGUGCCUGGGCCAGCUGCUCAACUCCCUCCUGACCGCUGCCUUCUACCUGCCCGUCUUCUACCGCCUGGGCCUCACCAGCACGUACCAGUACCUGGAGCUCCGUUUCAGCCGGGCGGUGCGGCUCUGUGGGACCCUGCAGUACCUGCUGGCCACAGUGCUAUACACUGGAAUCGUGAUCUACGCCCCUGCACUCAUCCUGAACCAAGUGACCGGGCUGGACAUCUGGGGGUCACUCCUGUCCACUGGAGUCAUCUGCACGUUGUACACCACUGUGGGCGGCAUGAAGGCUGUGAUCUGGACCGAUGUGUUCCAGGUUUUGGUGAUGCUGGCUGGCUUCUGGGUUGUCCUGGUUCGCGGGAUCAUGCUUGUGGGCGGGCCCAGGCAGGUGUUCAAGCUUGCCCAGAACCACUCCCGGAUCAACCUGAUGGACUUUGACCCAGACCCGCGGAGUCGGUACACAUUCUGGACUCUUACGGUGGGCGGCACGUUGGUGUGGCUCUCAAUGUAUGGCGUGAACCAAGCACAGGUGCAGCGCUAUGUGGGUUGCCGCACAGAGAAGCAGGCCAAGCUGGCCCUGCUCAUCAACCAGCUGGGCCUGUUCCUGAUUGUGUCCAGUGCUGUUGCUUGUGGCAUCGUCAUGUUCACACUCUAUAUGGACUGCGACCCCCUCCUCACAGGGCGUAUUUCUGCCCCCGACCAGUACAUGCCCCUGCUCGUGCUGGACAUCUUCAAGGACCUGCCUGGAGUCCCUGGCCUCUUCCUGGCCUGUGCCUACAGUGGCACCCUCAGCACCGCGUCCACCAGCAUCAAUGCCAUGGCGGCGGUCACGGUGGAGGACCUCAUCAAACCGCGGCUGCCCGGCCUGGCGCCCCGCAGGCUCGUCAUCAUCUCCAAGGCGCUCUCGCUCAUUUAUGGCUCGGCCUGCAUCUCCGUGGCGGCUCUGUCUUCACUGCUGGGGGGCGGGGUCCUCCAGGUGAGCCCUCGCCCCGAGAGGCUCAUCACUGUCAUGGGCGUCCUCAGCGGCCCCCUCCUCGGAGCUCUCCCUGGGGAUCUCCUCCCCGCCUGCAACACGCCGGGCGUCCUCUCCGGGCUGCUGGCCGGCUUGAUCGUCUCGCUGUGGGUGGCCGUGGGCGCCACUCUGUACCCGCCCACCGCGAAGGCCAUGGGGGUCCUGCCGUCCUCGGCCGCCGGCUGUGCGGGCCCCGCAGCCAACGCCUCCGGCCUCCCGGGCCCGCUGCUCCUCGCCAACGCCUCCAGCGGCGCCGCCAGAAUGGACCCUGGUCGACCCACCUUGGCUGACAGCUUCUACGCCAUCUCCUAUCUGUACUAUGGUGCCCUGGGCACACUGAGCACCGUGCUAUGUGGAGCCCUCAUCAGCUACCUGACGGGCCCAACCAAGCGCAGUGCCCUGGGUCCUGGUUUGCUGUGGUGGGACCUCACGUCGCAGACAGCAUCAGUGGCUCCCAAGGAAGAAGUGGCCACCCAGGGUGACAGCUUGGUGAAGGGGGCCGAGGAACUGCCUCCCAGCGCCAAGAGGCCGCCUGGCUUCCGGCCCACGAACGAGGACCAGCUGCUCUUCCUGGGGCAGAAGGAGGUGAAUGGAGCUAGCUCUGGCUCCUGGAACCCUGGCAGAGGACGUGAGGGUGGCCGUGACCUGCGGGAGACAGACCUCUGAACCAGCCCAGGACUGGCCACCUGGAGUGGAAACUCAUGGGGCAGCCCCACCUCCAGUCAGCAGUCAGUCAGUCUUAGAUGCUGCACCCCUGCCAGCACCCCCAAAGUGAGGCCGUAUUUUUCCAUACCUACAAUAAAAGAGAUGUUGGAAUCCCCUCUGGAGAACAUGGGAAACUUCCAGGUCCCACCUUAGGGUCGAAGAAAGACCCCAGCUCUUUCUGCGAGGUGCCUGAACCUUAGCAAGGAUUGUGGAGGUCCUCAGGCCCAGACCCCCGGUACCUCAUUUCGCAGGCAGGGGAACGAGACCUGGAGAGGGGCAGGGAGGUGGCCAAGGCCACAGAACAAACCAGAGACACAUUGAGAGGUGGACACCAGCCUUUCCUCCUUCACCUCUUCCUGUUUUCCUCCCUCUGAAGGGUCAGAUGGUACAUGGCCUCUGACCUUGGGAGCAGGGUGGGAGGAGGAAGGAGAAAUAACGUUCCAGCUUUCCUCCUGCGUCUGGACACUUUCCCCAUCUCAUUCAUUGAGAACCGUGAACCCACUUUGCAGAGGAAGAAACGGAAGCUCGGGGAGUUUGCCUGAGACCCCCCAGCAAGGCCAGUCAGGCAGGGACAGGCCUGGGUGCUGCAUGAUGCUCCAUUGAGGACACGGGUGUCCAGGGUCUGAUCCACCCAGCGAGUGCACACCCCUGGCUCUUGGCUGGAGGCGACAUCCACACACAUCCAAUAAACGGACUCGGGCUUGA
Molecule: messenger RNA, 2832 nt
Organism: Myotis lucifugus (little brown bat)
Lineage: Eukaryota; Metazoa; Chordata; Mammalia; Chiroptera; Vespertilionidae
Gene: SLC5A5
Product: solute carrier family 5 member 5
Biological process (GO): sodium ion transport; iodide transmembrane transport
Cellular component (GO): membrane
Molecular function (GO): symporter activity
Source: RefSeq, a predicted model, not a curated record